AUGGCCGAGCAACGUUUCUACAAGACACCCGAGUUCGAGACACUCCAGUUGCACGCUGGACAAGUCCCUGAUCCGACCACGAACGCACGGGCACCGCCUAUCUAUGCCAGUACAAGCUUUGUCUUCAAUGACUCUGAGCAUGCUGCCGACCUCUUCGCCGGGAGGAAGUUCGGGAAUAUGUACUCUCGCGUUGCCAAUCCCACAGUCGAGGUGUUCGAGACCCGCAUGGCCGCUCUCGAAGGCGGCAUAGCCGCAGUCGCUGCUUCGAGUGGUCAGUCGGCUCAGUUCAUGGCAAUCUCAGCGAUCGCUGGCGCCGGUGACAAUAUCGUAUCCACGUCGUUCCUGUACGGUGGGACCUACAAUCAAUUUAAAGUGUUCCUCAAGAAGUUUGGAAUCGGUGCCAAAUUCGUGACCGGGGAAGACCCACAGGACUUCGCUGCUGCCGUAGACGAUAAGACGAAGGCAAUCUAUGUUGAGAGCAUCGGCAACCCGAAGUACAACGUAGUGCCCUUGCCUGAACUGGCAAAGGUCGCGCACGAACACAAGAUCCCGCUGAUCGUCGACAACACCUUCGGAAUGGGUGGUUACCUGGUGCGCCCCAUUGACCACGGAGCAGAUAUUGUUGUGCACAGCGCAACGAAAUGGAUCGGCGGUCAUGGCACUACGAUCGCUGGCGUUGUCAUCGACUCCGGCAAGUUCGACUGGGUUGGUUCGGGGAAAUUCCCAAUGUUCACGGAGCCCGCCGAGGGCUAUCAUGGCCUCGUCUUCAGCCAAGCUUUCGGACCAAUGGCUUUCGCCAUGAUCUGCCGUCUUAUUGUCCUGCGCGAUCUGGGGUCGUGCAUGAACCCGUUCGCGGCAUUCCUCCUUCUCCAGGGACUUGAGACACUCAGCCUCCGUGCGGAGCGCCAUUCGCAGAACGCACUCGCGCUUGCAAGGUUCCUCGAGCAACAUCCUAAGGUCGCCUGGGUGUCCUAUCUCGGACUCCAGUCGCACCCGUCGCACCCGCUCGCACAGCAGCUGUUGAGGCCGAACGUUUACGGUGGCAUGCUGAGCUUCGGCGUGAAGGGAGACGCCAAAGCGGGCAGUGCCGUGGUUGACAAUCUUCGCUUGGCGAGCAACCUCGCAAAUGUUGGUGACGCGAAGACUCUGGUCAUCCAUCCUGCCACUACGACACAUCAACAGCUCUCUGCGGAGGAGCAACUAACUUCGGGUGUUACUACCGAUCUGAUUCGCGUAUCUGUCGGUAUCGAGAACAUCGUGGAUAUCAUUGCCGACUUCGAUGAAGCAUUGAAGGUUAUUGCGUGA
This is a messenger RNA of Rhodofomes roseus, 1305 nucleotides long. Its product is annotated as O-acetylhomoserine ami. The record is from RefSeq and is a predicted model, not a curated record. NCBI's taxonomy places the organism in Eukaryota, Fungi, Basidiomycota, Agaricomycetes, Polyporales, Fomitopsidaceae. The transcript has 14 exons. Gene Ontology annotation, molecular function: transferase activity, transferring alkyl or aryl (other than methyl) groups; pyridoxal phosphate binding. The coding region runs from base 1 to 1305 and encodes 434 amino acids. Gene Ontology annotation, biological process: transsulfuration.